Messenger RNA from Dermacentor albipictus, 1072 nucleotides. RefSeq lists its product as uncharacterized. Lineage: Eukaryota; Metazoa; Arthropoda; Arachnida; Ixodida; Ixodidae. The record is from RefSeq and is a predicted model, not a curated record.
CUGCUCUAUCGGCCAGCGUCAGCGAGUGGGUGAACCAAGCGAACGUUUACCAUGAAACUGGUCCAGGCGAUAUUUCUUUUUUCGUGCAAAAUUUCAUAUGUCUAUCCAUCAUGCCCAGUUAACGAAGUUGGAAUGUUCUGCGAUGGAUCUGACUUGGUUCCGCAGCUAUACUGUGAAGGCGUCGAACUUAACGAUAGGUGGAAUUGUAAUAAGAAGAAAAGAGUAAGGUGCGGGUGUGGACCUCGCUACGCUCGUCAAGCCGACAACACAUGCGUGCCCUUUACUUCCUGCAAGAUUAAUUACAAUCUUGGAAAGCACUUUGGUAUCAAAACACACUUACAAAUAACCGAAGUGCAAACUGCAAGUACUCUCAAGUCCGAAGUUCUAAAGUUCCUAAAUGGUACAGAAGAGAUUUACCUGGAGAGUAUUUCAACGAACGUAGAUGAAUAUGAUCGCUGUGAAUGCCUGAAGUCAACAUUCUUGGGGAACGGAAUUGAUGGAGUUGAACGCAAUAUAAGAUGCUACUACUACGUGCGCUCAGAAGCUGCUCAUCUGUCCCAUGCGCAAGUGUCUGAUAAUAGGGCGCUAAUAACUCGAACGCUAUAUGCCGCAUUCGACGUGGGCACCAAUGGAAGUGAGACAGUUCUCUCUGUUGACUACGCACAACUCGGAAGCGGGGUGACGCACUUAAAUGAGCAGAAACUGCACUUUCACGGCCAUUUCGUUGUCCUCCACGCUGACGCUCAAUGCCUAGUUUUGGAACUUUGGAAAGACAGUGACGGAAAGAGCAUAUGUGGGGUCUGGAGACCUGUUCCAAGUGGAAAUAUUGAACAGAGCCAGUGUCAGGAGGCCUCAGCAAAGUGCAUGAGCCCUAUGAAAACGCUGACAAAUAACAUUAAAAAAUGUAAAGAGUAUGAUGCUAAGGAGCAGCGAGCAACCGCGGAAGAAAAUAAAGAAAUCCUAGCCAGUGCGGGCUCUUAAAGCUAGUUCUUGGUUUUCGUUCACUUAUUGCAGACGAUGGAUAUUGUUCUCGCACAUAUAUUUGUGAAAAUAAAUACACUGAACAUGUGUA